GGUUACUAAAACAACACCCGACCAUAACAGCUCGAGAACGUUAAGCAGCCUUCGACAGCUUAUAAAAAGAUAACAAACCCGUGCCAAAACCAAUAAUUGCAAAUCAAAUUAAAACCUCUGCUCAAUUGUAAAGCAAUUAAAUCAAAAACGUGAAAUGCAUUCCUCACUUAUCGUGGCCUCACUCUUGAUCUGCUUCUUAGGUUGCAGCUCAGCAGCCAAUAUGCCUGACUACAUCCAGGUGUGCCAUCGCAACGAUCCCGAACUUUCAAAGUGCCUGAAGAGCAGUGUCCAUAACUUACGACCCUAUUUGGCCAAAGGCAUCAAGGAACUGAAUGUACCACCACUAGAGCCCCUCUACAUUGGAGAUCUUGCAAUUUUAGACGGCUCCGCUGGGCUCACGGUUAAGGCCAAAAAACUAAACGUCCUGGGGGCCUCGAACUUCGAAAUCACUAAGCUGCGGGCAUCCACCCAAAACCGUCGCUUCGAUUUUGAGUUGAUUCUGCCACAUCUCCAUGGUGACGGUUUGUAUGAGAUCAACGGGAACAUCCUGGCACUGCCCAUCAAGGGCAAUGGACCGUUCACAGGAAACUUUACCAACUUUGUGGCCUAUGUGCGGGUCCAAUAUGAUAUCAAGAGCGUUAAUGAUCUGGACUAUCUGCACGUUAAGGAAUUCGCUUUGAAGAUUCGCACUGGCAAGGGAAAUCUCAAGCUGGAAAACCUCUUCAAUGGAGACAAAGUCUUGGGAGACGUCAUUAAUGAAUCGAUCAACCAAAACUUCGAGGUCUUCACCAACGAUUUGAUAGUACCGAUUGCCCGCGCUCUGGAGGCUAAAUUCCUGGUCAUCACAACCAAAAUUCUGGAAAACUUUACCUACAACGAGCUCUUCCCAGUCUAAUAAGGCACUGAAAUUAGGCUAGAAUUAAGUUUGUGAUACACUCGAAUUGUUUUAAUUAGUCCUAAAGUAUUCAAUAAACCUAACAAAUUUGAACAUA
Molecule: messenger RNA, 992 nt
Organism: Drosophila takahashii
Lineage: Eukaryota; Metazoa; Arthropoda; Insecta; Diptera; Drosophilidae
Gene: Jhbp3
Product: Juvenile hormone binding protein 3
Source: RefSeq, a predicted model, not a curated record